Molecule: messenger RNA, 7571 nt
Organism: Nerophis ophidion (straightnose pipefish)
Lineage: Eukaryota; Metazoa; Chordata; Actinopteri; Syngnathiformes; Syngnathidae
Gene: tet3
Product: tet methylcytosine dioxygenase 3
Exons: 10
Coding region: 1537-7200 (1887 amino acids)
Biological process (GO): oxidative demethylation; positive regulation of transcription by RNA polymerase II
Cellular component (GO): nucleus
Molecular function (GO): DNA 5-methylcytosine dioxygenase activity
Source: RefSeq, a predicted model, not a curated record
CAUUGGUCCCUCUUGCUGCCACGUGACCUGUGCUCCACUUCUCUUCCUUGCCUUUGGACUGCUCAGGCUGCGCGGUUUCAUUUCGGGAUUGACGCUCGUCUGUUGUGUACGAGUGUGCGCGUGUGUUCCAAAAAAAAAAGAAAAAUAUGUGAGGAGCAGAUAAAGGUACAGUCGCCGGGACCGGAGAGUUGUUUCGUAAGCUCUGAGGGGACGGGGGCUGAGAGGAAGACAGACUAGAAACAGAGAGAGCGAGGGAGGCUUAGAGGAAAAGCCCCGUAGCACAGAGAGGAAGUCAGUCCUGGGGAAGUUGGGUAACGUCAAAGAAUGAGAGGGCGGCCAUGUUCUCAUGAUUCACCUGGCUGCGAAUGGGAAAAUCCGGCGACCGUUAACAAAGAGGACAGACUCCGCGAGGCCGAUCAGCCAGCGAUUAGGCGACAGGACUGGGGUUGGCGAGGGUUGAGCGAGGCAACGACGGAGAUUCAACGGACAAGGACAGGAGAAAGCUAAUGUGUUCUGGUUAGGGGUUCUUCGAACGGCAGGGUUCUUCCCGUUCGGAGCCUCCGUCCAUCAGGCUGCUAUGACUUAUUCCAUUGACUCCCCACUUUGUUACGUCGCUUUCCUCAGUCCGUUGUCCUGCUCGCCUGACGGCAAAGUGUAAUCCGGCGUACCCUCCACGUCCUUCCCCUCGUACUAGAAUGAAAAGAGGGAUAUCGCGGAAAAUUCCCUUUCCCAUCUCGGAGAAAAGGCUCACUCCCAACGACAGCCAGCGUUAAUACCAAUGCCAAGGACCCAGCGGCGAUGGAAGAACCAGGCUCAGGAAAGGACGAGGCGGCGGUUGUAACAUCGCCGAACAAGUCGCCACGGACGUUGGAUUUAAAGGGACGAACCGAACAGCUGAUCUGAACUGUGGGAUAUGAGGGAAGAGGAGGUGGAGCUGGAGGCAGUCGGAAUGCGGUUUCCUAGGGACUGGAGCCCACGGCUCUUUCUCUUUCUCUUUCUGUUCACUGCACACUCCUCCAUUCCGACGUACGUGCCCGCCGCGGCUCAGAUAAUGGCCUCUCGCUCUGCACACACUGAAGAGAGAGAGAGCAGGGGAGAUGGAGGUAAAGGCGGUGUGAGAGGGAGGGGAAUAGAGAGAGAUAGACGGAGAGAGAGGCGAAAAGGGGGGGGGAGGGUGUCGAUUGAAGAGAAACCGACUGCAUGUGUAGCCGAGAGACGGGAAGAAAGAAGGAGAGAAAGAGGAUAUUGAGAAAGGGAAGGGAGGAGCAGACAGAUAAUGAGAAAGAAGGGAGCAGAGGGAAGGUGGCGGCCAUAAGGAGAGGCUAAGAGAAUGAGGACGGCGGGGAGGUUUGUUGUUUAUGUGUGGCCGGAACGCGCUGGGGGAUUUUGCCGCUCGCUCCUUCUGGCCGGAUGAAAGAAGUCAAGAAGGCAAGCCGAGACGGUCCAGUUACUCGCACGCCGUCCUGACACCUCAAGCCACGCUCAUGCUCCUCUCUGCCGGCCUCCUCGCGGCUUUCUGCUCUCCGACCGGCGCCUAUGGAAGUCUCGGGCCACAGUAUUCACAAAGUCACUUCAUUGGAUGGCCCCAGAGGUGGAGAGCAGAUGGAAAGUGGGUCACCAGACCGCCUCCAGGAAGGCGUGCUGAGCCUGGAACUAUCCAAUGGUGUGAAUUGCUACUCAGAUGAUAAUGAUUCAUCAAUGGAAACAGAGCAGAAGAGGUCAGGAAGUGUACCCCCAAGGCAGUGCUGGGUGGCAGAACAUGGCAAUGACCAACGGCAGCCAUCUCUGAACAGCAGCAGUCAUGGAAACCGACGAGAACAUGUCCACCACGUGGAUAUGGAGGAUGCUCAAAAUCUGGUUAAUUUUUCUGCCGUUGCCGGCACCUUACCGCCUUCUUCCUCUACUUCUUGCCUCCAAGUGCAGCCUUUGACAAAACAGCUGUAUGAGAAGUUUACCCAGGAGAUGGGAGCUGAUGGGGCUAGGAUCAAACACUCAUCGGCUCCUGACUCAAGCCACCAAUCUCCAGAAAACAUGAACACGCUACAGACAGCACUGAACCAUGCGAAACAUGGUCACAAGCCGCCAAACUGUAACUGUGAAGGGCCGGACUGUCCAGACUACCUGGAGUGGCUGGAGAAGAAGAUUAAGUUGGCAACUAGUCAGGCUCAAAGCACCAGCAAGACGAAUGAUUCAUCACAUUUGCAGUCCACCAUUCAGCAGCCCCAUCUGAAGAACCAGUCCUAUCUCCAGACCAAUGGCGGCCACUUGUCUUCUUCAUACCCCCAACAGCAACAGCGAACAAAAGGCCCACACUCUGGCCAAGUGUCCUACUCCAAACUUCCUCCGAUUCCCUGUUCUCCCCAGGUGCUGUCGAUAGCCAAGGAAAGGAAUGUCAGUCUACAGACAGCCAUUGCCAUAGAAGCCCUCACACAGUUAUCUGGUACUGGAACUCAAGGUGUUGGUCUUCCAGGUCACAUUCUCUUUAAUAAUAACCUCCUCCAUCAUCAACAUAGCCAAAACCUUUUAUCUCCGUCACCAAAUGGCACUAACUUAAUACCAUCCUCACGCUCUCAGUCCGUCCCUCCAGGAUUAAACACUGACCAGCAAACAGCAGUGUCCUGUGAGCACCAUAGACCCCAGUCACAGGGCCAGCCCCCCCAUGCUUCUACCUCUCCCUUUCCAGGUCAAGGAAAUCCUCAAGGCUUUGGCCAGAAUCCCCAACAGUGGCUGCAUGACCCAAACAGAGGCUCUGAAGAACAGAAAGUAUUUAUGCGUAUGAAAUCCGAGUCCUUGUCCCAUUAUGCUGGUGCACCUCACGCAAGAUCAGACCCCAUGACAGAGCUCAAACAGCUGCUGGGUGACAAGUCUGGCAAUGCAUCUUUCAAACUUCCAGUCACACAGCAGUUAAGCCAGAAUGGGGGUUUGCAGGCACAGGACCAGCCAGCUUUGCCCAGAAUAAAGCAAGAGCCAGACUCUGGUGAGCUCUACCAUCACUCUGCCUCCAUGGGACAUGGCAAUGUGGCAAAUGGGCAGUUUCUGUCUCACCAUUACCCUGGCUCUCCUUUGUCUCCUGGGCAAGCAGCCAUCAGACACUCAACUCAGGCAGCUCUGCAACAGCACCUUCACUACAAGAGAAACCUCUUCUCUAAUCAUCCUUCUGGCUUUGGUGCCCCUGUGGCUUGUCAAAACUUAAAAAAAUGGUGGCCACAGAUGGAAGCCAAUGGUUUGACUCAUCUAAACAUAAAGCAGGAGCCCAAGGAACCCAAAAAGAAGAAAAAUGGAUCUCCUGUCUUAAAAGCUAUGAGUGGGAUGCUCCCAGGCCCUCCUCUUCCUAAACCCAAACAAAUUAUAAUCAAGAAGACUAAGCAAAAAGCCUCUGUGCCAACUUUCCUGCCUAAGUCUCAAAUCACCACCGGCCGAGCCAACAUCCUGACCAGUCUGCAACCUGCGGGUUCACUGCCCCCUUUGUCCUUCCACAGUAACUCCUCUCAGGUGGCUGCUGCAGGCCUCCCUGCCCAAGCCCAAACUCAGGUAUCCAUUUCCAACCUCUCAUUGCCUCCCUCUUUAACGAGUUCUGCUUCGUCAGCAAACACGCCGGCUCCCGUAGGCUCUCUUCCCCCAGCGAUGGCCCAUGCAACCAAUGCUAAACCAGAGGAAGUGGGUAGUUCAGCCCCUAACACUGCCAGUCCUGCCUCACAUAUGACCGCCACAUCCCCACCCAACACCUCACGGUUACCGGGUCUCAUUAACAUAGACCCCAAGUAUGAAGAACUGAUCCGUCAGUUUGAAGCAGAAUUUGGGGACUCAGCUGCUGCAGACACACCUUCUAGCCAAGCCAUGUCUGCGACUGAUACGGCUUCUCAGAUAAGAAACAAAUCCCAGUCCAAUCUCACAGCAUCUUCCAUCACCCAGAUUACUCCAUUCGUCCACACCCCAGAGUCCAGCUCCACGCCUCAUAUGAACAGUAAGGAUAUGGCUGUUAACAAAGAUAACCCUGAAGCCCAAAGGGAAGUAACCUCAAGCCAAGCAUCCAUAGAGAGCCGGAUGUGGGGCCAGAGGGACAUCAUCCAACAGCAGCAGCAACACAGUCAGAUAGAAGAUACGUUCAGCAUACCAUGUUCGCCCAAGCCUAAACGGAUGAAAAUCGAAACCACGGGCGAUGUCUCUGUACUUUCCACCACUUGCUACUCUGAGGAUGACACACCCACGAAGAACGGCCUGCCUUGUUCUCCAUCUUUGAAAGGGUUCUUGGAGUCUCCUCUGCACUAUCUCGACACCCCCACCAAGAACUUGCUGGAUACUCCUUCAAAAGACUUACAGGCGGAGUUCCCCACUUGCACCUGUGUGGAACAAAUCCUGGAGAAAGAUGAAGGGCCUUACUACAACCACCUGGGAUCUGGACCCACGGUGGCCUCCAUCAGAGACCUGAUGGAGACACGGUAUGGCGAGAAAGGAGAUGCUGUCCGGAUAGAAAAAGUGGUGUACACAGGCAGAGAGGGGAAGAGCUCAAGAGGAUGCCCGAUUGCUAAAUGGGUGAUUCGUCGAUCAUGUGAGAAGGAGAAGCUGCUGUGUCUGGUGCGGCAUCGUGCCGGCCACCACUGUGCCAACGCGGUCAUCAUCAUCCUCAUCAUGGCUUGGGAGGGCGUCCCCAAGCCUCUGGCCGACAAACUGUACCGCGAGCUGAGUGACACCCUCACCCAGUACGGAAACCCCACCAGUCGACGCUGUGGCCUCAACGAUGAUCGCACCUGUGCAUGCCAAGGCAAGGACCCUGACACCUGUGGUGCUUCCUUCUCUUUCGGCUGCUCCUGGAGUAUGUAUUUUAACGGCUGUAAAUACGCCCGAAGCAAAAUACCGCGCAAGUUCCGGCUGCAAGGAGAGCAUCCUGAACAGGAGGACAAACUCAGGAACAACUUCCAGCAUCUGGCAACCGAGGUGGCUCCGUUGUACAAGCAGCUGGCCCCUCAGGCCUACAGCAACCAGUGUGAAUCAGAGUCCAAGGCUCCAGACUGCCGGCUGGGUUUGAAGGAGGGCAGACCGUUUGCAGGAGUCACCGCUUGCAUGGAUUUCUGCGCCCACGCCCAUAAGGACCAACACAACCUUUACAACGGCUGCACAGUAGUGUGCACUCUGACCAAGGAGGACAACCGCGUGGUCGGGGAGAUCCCUGAAGAUGAGCAGCUCCACGUGUUACCUCUCUACAAGGUCUCCACCACUGACGAAUUCGGCAGCGAGGAUGGCCAGCUCCACAAGAUGCAGACUGGAGCCAUUCAGAUGCUUCAGGCUUUCCGGCGAGAAGUACGUAAGUUGCCCGAACCAGCCAAGUCCUGUCGACAGCGCCGCCUGGACGCCAAGAAGGCCGCAUCAGAGAAGAAGAAGAACAAACUCCAGCAGACGGCGGGACAGACACCCGAGAAGACGUUGUUCAAAGCUGAGUUGUGCGUCACCGAGUCUCCUCAACACCAAGUUAAUAAAGCAAUUGUAAAACCAGAGGUGAAGCCCAUCGUCAAAAAGGAGCCUUUCAACGGAUCAAUGGAUGGAUACUCUUUUCAAGCAGCCAGUGCAAUCAAGAACAUGUACCCACAAGCUGCCUACUAUGCAAGGGGCCAGCCCUCUGCAGCAGACCCAGUAAACGGCUAUAGCCACAACCUGCCCGCAUCGCGCUAUAGUCACUACAACUACCCCCCUAAUGCACUUUUCCCACCCAAGAUGAGGACUUACGAGGCUCGAAAUGCGGGCACUAAGGCUUUCCAAGUGGACCAAAAGCCCGAUAUUCACAACCUUCAGGCCAGACUGGCUCAUUCUUAUCCUGGCCAUACAGAACCAACCAAACACACGAAUGCCCAGCAGCCACAGGCUUUUUCUGUCUCCUCUGAGUCCUCCAACAGAGACACUCCAGUUAUCAAGCAGGAACCGAUGGAUAUGCCAGUCUGCGAAGACACGGGACUGAGCCAGGCGGGUGCAAACACACCAAGCAACACUCCUAACUCUGCUACCUGGCCUGGAAAUCGGUUAAAUGGAAGUAUUGUUCCUGCAAACUGGGAGAAUCAGAAUUGUAGACAAAGUCCCGAAGCCUUGUUAGCUAACGCAGACAAGCAGAGGUUCCACCAGCAUUCCCAGCAGCAGCCCUCUCCCUACCCUCAGCCAUGGACAUCCUUUCCUGGCUCAACUAGCCUACUGGCAUCCCCUGCAUCAUCACCAGUUCCCCAGGUGCCUCCUUCCCACUCUCCGCAUUUAGGCACAGGUAUCCUGGGCAACAUACCUCAAGGAUCCCCACGUCCAAGCACCCCUCAUCCAAGUACACCUCAGCCUGGUGUCACACCCCCAUUCUCACUCGCAGACCGUUCACUUACACCACAUUCCGCUUCUCCCAGGCAGUGGGUCAGUCCUGCUCCAAGUCCCCAGCCCAAUGCGUGGGCUACGGGCCAUGCAGCAUACAGUCCUGGUUUGAAGCACAGCAAUCCGGCAGGCGCCUACCCAGACAAGAUGUGGUCAAAAACCGGUGAAAGCCGCUGUUCCACUCCUCUCGGGGUUCAAGAGAAAGCCUGGAAGUCCUGCGGAGGUUCAGUUGCCGGCAGUACACCCUCCCCUGCUCCUGAGGGGCGCCUCUUCCCCGACGCACUGCAACAGUCAGAUCAGUCCGGCUGGGACCCGAGUCGAGCAGAGCGCAAUGCUGCGAGCACUAAGCGUCGCGAGGAGGAUGACGACGAGGUGUGGUCCGACAGCGAGCACAACUUCCUGGAUCCUAACAUCGGCGGUGUUGCGGUCGCACCAGCCCACGGGUCCAUCCUCAUCGAAUGUGCCCGACGGGAACUCCACGCGACCACUCCGCUGAAAAGACCCGACCGCUCGCACCCCACCCGCAUCUCUCUGGUCUUCUAUCAGCACAAAAACCUCCAUCAGCCCAUGCACGGGCUGGCUGUGUGGGAGACCAAAAUGAAACUGCUGGCAGAGCGGGCUCUCCAGAGGCAGCAGGAAGCAGCUCUCCUCGGCCUCUCCCAGGAGGAAAUCAAGGCGCUCAGCAAGAAACGCAAGUGGGGCGUCACCGCAGCAGGGGCCGCCCCAGGUGCCGGACAAUCGAAAGACAAGAGGGAGGGCCCCGUGACGCGUUUAGCGCCCAGUUUCCACACCACCUCCAUGGUGACCGCGGCUCCCUAUGCCUUCACCCGCCUCACUGGGCCAUACAGCUACUUUGUGUGACGACGCUCGCCCGCCAGGAUCGAGGGAUGAGCAGGACGAAUGUCCCAUGGCCGUCUCUCCGUCAUGCCCCCCCCCCCCCUCCGCCGUCCACUUGGAGGGCCCGGACAUUGUAAUGGCUAUUAUUAUUUUUUACCUCAUGUCAGGCAGUGUUUGGCCUCGAGACACACUGCCUGUGGUGCUCCUCCUCUCUUUUUCCCAGAGAGGAACUACAUUGCUUGUUUUUUUUUUUUGUUUUUGUUCCUUGUUUAUAGAAUUCUAAUGGUUUUAAAAAAAAAAAAAAUAUUGCUACUGUUAUUGUCAACAUUAUAAUGAUUGCAAUUGUUACUGUCAAUGUCGUUAUUACCGGUAUUGUAAUGAAGAAUUGUCGUUUU